This is a messenger RNA of Durio zibethinus, 2214 nucleotides long. The record is from RefSeq and is a predicted model, not a curated record. NCBI's taxonomy places the organism in Eukaryota, Viridiplantae, Streptophyta, Magnoliopsida, Malvales, Malvaceae.
GAUAGUACUACUUAAUCCAUCAGAGAAUCGGACGAACAUAAAACAAUUUGUAUGAUAAGGAGAAUCUACACAUUUCAUACAGUAAUAGUUUUUUAUGUAUAGUCCUGCCUCUCUGGCAUCAUCGUUCUUCUUUCCCAAGCAAAAGAAGAGUUUAGAGUCUGUGCUCAAUUUUCUAUUUUCUUUUAAAAUUUUAUCAUUCAAAGCUUGACUCGCCUCCAGAAUCGACCGUUAAAGAUUUAGAAUUGCUUCUGGUUUCAGUUGGCUACUCAGAAUUUUGUAGAUAUCCACUUUUGGACUAUGUGAGAACCCCUCGUUUGCUUAGUUUCUAUAAUGGCUGGAAUUAGGCUUUCAAGACUUAGGUCACUUUUGAAUUCCUUAUAUUCAUCUUCAAAACCAACAUCAUUGCCAUCAUACAAUUCAUACUUGAAACUUACAAGAAUUGCUGAUCAAAACUAUGUUAGGCCAUUUUAUGCUUCUUUCGAUAGUUUUUACAACAAAAGAGAAUCCCAAUCUGCUGCAAAGGUUAUGAAUACCCAUAUUAAGGUUUUGGUGUCUGAUUCUUUGGCUGAUACCUGUUUCCAUAAAACCAAUCCCAUGCCUGCAUUAUACUCAACUUCAUCAACUUUGCGUUUCCGAAGUGUGUUUCCUUUUGUUUCGAUAAGUCCGGUGUUGAGACAUCAGUCAUGCUCCCUGUCUUUCAGUAGCAAGGCAGAUAAAUCUGUGGAAUCUGAAGUUUCAGCUGCUUCUGGUGGAGGGGAAGUAGAUGUUAGUAAUAGUGGUGUUAUUGCCAGUGAUUGGGUUGAUAAAGUCAAAGAUGCCUGGCAUAAUGCUGUGGAUGCAAUAGGUUAUACUGGGCAAAAGGCUAAAGAAGCCUCUAUCGAACUGAAGCCACAUCUUGAACAGUUGCUUGAUGCCCAUCCGUAUCUUAAAGAUGUGGUUGUUCCAGUUGGUUUUACUUUGACUGCCACUGUAUUGGCUUGGGUGGUCUUGCCCAGGCUUUUGAGAAGAUUUCACAAUUAUGCAAUGCAAACUUCAGUCCUGCCAUCUGUAAGCUUACUUGGGGAUCAAGUGCCCUAUGAGAAAGGCUUCUGGGGAGCUUUGGAGGAUCCAGUGAGAUAUCUAAUUACCUUCAUGGCAUUCUCUCAAAUUGGCAUGAUGGUUGCACCAACUACUAUUGCAUCACAAUACAUUGCCCAGGCAUGGAGGGGUGCAGCCAUCCUUUCAUUUGUCUGGUUUUUGCAUCGUUGGAAAACAAAUGUACUUGGUCGUGCACUGGCUGCUCAGAAUUUAGCAGGGAUUGAUAGGGAGAAGUUGUUAGCCAUGGACAAGUUUUCAUCUGUUGGCUUAUUUGUUAUUGGGUUAAUGGCUUUAGCAGAGGCAUGUGGUGUAGCUGUGCAAUCUGUUCUGACAGUUGGUGGCAUAGGAGGAGUGGCUACUGCUUUUGCUGCCAGGGACAUCCUUGGAAAUGUGCUCAGUGGAUUGUCUAUGCAGUUUUGGAAACCUUUUUCAUUGGGUGAUACAAUAAAGGCAGGAUCUAUAGAAGGUCAGGUGGUGGAAAUGGGAUUUACAAGCACAACAUUACUUAAUGCUGAGAAAUUUCCAGUUUUGGUUCCAAACUCACUCUUCUCCAGUCAGGUUAUCGUGAACAAGUCACGAGCCCAAUGGCGUGCAGUGGUGACCAAAAUUCCCUUGCAAAUUGAAGAUCUGGACAAGAUUCCUGAGAUAUCAAAUGACAUCAAGAGCAUGCUGUGGUCAAACUCAAAAGUUUUUUUGGGAAAGGAAGCCCCUUACUGUUUCCUGUCUUAUAUAGAAAGUUCUUAUGCAGAACUAACUGUUGGAUGCAAUAUAAAAAUAUGGUACUGUCUCUUCCUCAGUUCUUUUUUCGGAUGUAUCUUUUAUGGGCUAGGUCUACCAUUGUUAUUUUAUCAGAUGCCCAGUUGAUCUCAAAGUGUCCCUGAUAGUUGUGAGUUUCAUAUUAAAACAUUAAAACUGAAUCCCACCGGAUAAAAUCGAUGUGAAAAUAUGAUUUGCAUAUGCUGAAUAAUGAAUUUAAAAGACAUGGCCCUCAACCUUGUGUUGCUGAUAUUGUUUUCCUCUUUUGUGAUUCUGUUGGAAUGCCUGAUGCUCGGUAGUGUCUUCUUUUCUAAAAUUAAUCAUUUUUAAAUCUUACUUCUGUUUGACUAUCAUUUCACUGAUAUCCAUAUUGGUGUUUGA